AUGGCUUAUCGACAGUGGAGCGGUGCUACUAAUUACCACAGGCUUUUAAGCACGUACGUGAACCAGACAACAACCCACGGAAUACGUAAGAUCACCACAAGUCGGCACCCUGCUCGGAAAGUCUUCUGGAUCUUAGUCUUCCUCACUUCGCUGGGUGGCUGCUGCUACCACUGCAGCUACCUCAUAGGUAACUACCUCAGCAAUCCAAAGGUGACCAUAACCCAAGAAAAAGACGCAGAACACGUGGAAUUUCCGUCGCUCACAGUUUGCAAUCUGAAUGUUAUCAAGAAGGUAAAUAAUCAACCUUGGGAUUAUGCACACCAGUAUUUUGAGAUGACAUCUUUCAGAAGAAAUAACGUAUCUUCAGGCAGAAACAAUUCUACGACCAAAGCGUCUAAUACUUGCUACCAGUCAGAAGAAGAGCUAGUGGAGAAAAGUGCCGUAGAUUUGAGUGAUACGUGGCUUAGUCUCGGAGUCACCAAAGAUGACCUAUCAGAAUAUGGCCACAAAGCGGAAAAUCUUAUCAUCCAAUGUACUUUCAACAGCAAGGAUUGUUUCGGUAAUAACACAACUUUCCACGUUAAAAUUACGAAUGUGACUUCGCCUAUAUUUGGCUUAUGUCACACCCUUUCUGUUAAAAAAAACGACACUGAUGAAGCAAUGACAAUUAAAAAAGGAGGAACAACACAAGGAAUUCGUCUCACUUUAAAUAUUGAAAGAUCAGAAUACUGGAAUUUGAUAUCCGCAGAAUAUGGCGUGCGACUGUUGGUUCACCCUCAAGGGACAUUUCCAACUUUGCAAAGGGGAGGAAUCAUAGCCAGUCCGGGACGAAGCGUCCAUAUUGGAGUCAAAAGGAAAUUAACCAAACGUCUGCCUGGUUAUGAGGGGUCUUGCACAGAAACAUUCAUGGAAUCACCAAUAAGAACAAAGUUGAAGUCUUUACAUUUAGAUUUCGACUUAGAGAAUUUGAAAUACACUUACGAGCACUGCAACACGUUGUGCCAGAAUACAUUGUUAUUUUCCAAAUGCCAAUGUCUGGAUGAACAACCAACUAGUGCAACUAUAGCCAAAUGGAAGUUUUGCAACCCUUGUAACAAGACAGCAGCAAAAUGUAGAGGAGAGGUUUUGCGGAACUUCACCGACUCUGGAAAUGAUUGCGACGAUAUUUGUAAGCCAUCUUGCAAGUCAAUCCGCUAUGACAUCUCUUUAUCGAAAGCUGACUGGCCAAACUUGAACCACCAGCAGUUUGUGAUGAACAGGUCCUUCGAGCAGUGGAGACAUAUUCCUGAAGCACUGGGUCUCCUGGACUCCCUUGAAUACGAGGGUGGUAAUGUUACCGACAUAGUAAACGACACUUUUUUUAGUGAGAACUUGCUUCGGGUUCAUGUAUUCAUUGAAGAAAUGAUUUAUAUGUCCAUAGAAGAAACUUACAGCUAUACGUUACCCAAACUGAUGGCCGAUUUGGGUGGUUGCCUGGGUCUCUAUUUGGGUGUGUCUGUCAUUUCUAUCAUCGAAUUUAUCGACUUGUUCGGUAGCACAUCUCUUCUGUGCCUGCUGGGAACCGGAGAUACGCGUUCUUCUGAGCGAAGAACCGGAUCCAGAAAGCGCAGAAAAAGAAACCGGACAUCGGAAAGUGGCCCCAAAAUUGAUUUUUUUAGAAGGAGAUCGCAGGCAAACAAAAAUAUUUUCAGGAACGUCGACCACGGGUGGAGGAAUUCAGCGUUUUCAACAAAAGAUGUUUACUAUCAAAAUGAAGGAUCAUCAAGAAAACAAGGAAUGCGGUGGUCAUAAAUAAGUUCUACAAUUAUUCCAUGAAUAUUUUGUGAAAAGAGAUUAUCUGAAUGCAUAUGUAUGAAU
Argiope bruennichi is the source of this 1857-nucleotide messenger RNA. RefSeq names its product degenerin deg-1-like. The coding region runs from base 1 to 1791 and encodes 596 amino acids. Gene Ontology annotation, molecular function: ligand-gated sodium channel activity. The record is from RefSeq and is a predicted model, not a curated record. Gene Ontology annotation, cellular component: membrane. Lineage: Eukaryota; Metazoa; Arthropoda; Arachnida; Araneae; Araneidae. Gene Ontology annotation, biological process: sodium ion transmembrane transport. The transcript has 11 exons.